AUGUUUAAAUUUUUAUUUUGUAUUUUAUUUGUUUUAAUUUUUAUUGAAAUUAAUCAAAUAAACGGGGAAAAGGAGUGUAACUGUUCUGCUACUGAUAAAUGGGAGGUAAUGGUAAAAGGGAGUCGCUUUAAAAGGGGCGCAAAAAUGAGUGUAAAUUGUAGCUGUAUAGGAAAGGGUGAAGAAAGUAGUGAAGAAGAUGAAGGAAAUGAAGGAAGAAUUGAGGGAAGAGGUGAGGGAAGAAUUGAGGGAAGAGGCGAGGGAAGAGUUGAAGGAAGAGGUGAAGGAAGAGUUGAAGGAAGAAGUGUGGGAAGAAGACAAAUACCCAUUGGAACGGAAGGAGGUGGAAGAAGAGAGGAACAAAUGAAGAGGAUGGAAGAAAUAUUUGAAGAAAUAGGAGGAGGAGUACAAAGACGAUCAAGAAGUUUGGAAAGAGGAGAAGGAGUAGAACGAUUGAGAGAAAGAGGAGGAAGUCUAGGAAGAGAUGGAAGAAUAAUCGGAAGAAUCGGAAGAGAAGUUGAAGAUUUUGAGGGAUGGGACUAUGAAGAGAGUUCUAGUCGGCGUAAAGGAAAACAAAAAGUAGGGGAAAGUUCAACAAAAAAUGGAAAAACUAAAAGGGUUUUGUACAUUUGCGACAAUUAUUACUACUCGCACGUACAAUUUAAUGUAAAUAAUUUAAUAUUUAGAAGCUAA
Molecule: messenger RNA, 690 nt
Organism: Meloidogyne enterolobii
Lineage: Eukaryota; Metazoa; Nematoda; Chromadorea; Rhabditida; Meloidogynidae
Source: the annotation of a GenBank genome assembly